AUGUGCCUGGUGCAGAUAUGGCACUCUUGAUGAGUUCGGCGACGAAGCGAGGAGAUGGGCUCUUGGUAGUCGUGGCAAGGUGAACGAACGGCUGGAGUGCCGCGAGGGCUUUCGUCUGUGAUUGAUCCAUGGCUUGAAGUGCUGUGGGAUGUCACCAGUGGGAUUGUCGUCUGAGGUAGAAUGGUGGUGGUGGGAGUUGUUUCUCUAUUGCGUACUAUCACCAUUAGUGGACACGCAGGACAGUGGCAAUGGGGCACUGACAUUCAACAAGGCCAGCCUAUCACGGUGCCCGGGGUAUUCCGCUGCUUCACAGGUCCAGGCAGGCAGGCUGGGUCUUGGUGGGUUCAACUGUGCAUUUAUUAUUAGUUACGCCACGCCUGCGGUACUUCUACUCAUGCCACUAAGAGGAAAUCUCCCCUCUAACUUCAACCAGACUGACCUGAUGUGUGGUCUGACUGUUCUGUUGUUAACUUCAGCCUCCAAAAUUGAAUUCUGUCAGUUAAAACCCCGGGGUAACGAUAAUAACUUAUUGGUGGUGGCCACGCGGUGACAUAUUCUACUGUUGGUGCCAAUUUCGAAACUCCUUUUCGUUUCCGGACGCAUGCGCAAAGCCCCCCCCAAGGGUUACUUAGGGUUUCUAAGCAAAACGCAUUCUUUAACUCGGGCCUUUUACGUCUCACAUUUCCACUCGCUUCUCUUUCUUCGCUUCCUCACUUCUAAAACACCACCACUCCGUACCACUUCCUCGCC
Molecule: messenger RNA, 750 nt
Organism: Exophiala viscosa
Lineage: Eukaryota; Fungi; Ascomycota; Eurotiomycetes; Chaetothyriales; Herpotrichiellaceae
Exons: 1
Coding region: 149-550 (133 amino acids)
Source: RefSeq, a predicted model, not a curated record